Nothoprocta perdicaria is the source of this 3357-nucleotide messenger RNA. It is a transcript of the gene ARPP19, whose product is annotated as cAMP regulated phosphoprotein 19. Bases 138 to 476 code for a protein of 112 amino acids. Gene Ontology annotation, cellular component: cytoplasm. The record is from RefSeq and is a predicted model, not a curated record. Gene Ontology annotation, molecular function: protein phosphatase inhibitor activity. Lineage: Eukaryota; Metazoa; Chordata; Aves; Tinamiformes; Tinamidae. The transcript has 3 exons.
GGCUGCGCGCGGAGGAAGUGUGGUCCCGCCGGCUCGCCGUCCCGAGAGCGGCGGCCAUCUUGUGCGGGAGGCGGCGGCACGAGCGGCGGUCGCGCGUCCCCGCGAGCCCUGAGCGCGGCGCGGUCGCUGCUGGCGCCAUGUCUGCCGAGAGCCCCGAGCCCGCCUCGGCCGAGGAGCAGAAGGAAAUGGAGGAUAAGGUGAUCAGCCCCGAAAAAGCUGAAGAAGCAAAAUUGAAAGCAAGAUACCCUCAUCUGGGCCAGAAGCCAGGAGGCUCAGACUUCUUGAGAAAGAGGCUUCAGAAAGGACAAAAGUACUUUGAUUCUGGUGAUUACAACAUGGCUAAAGCAAAGAUGAAGAAUAAGCAACUGCCGACUGCAGCUCCUGACAAGACAGAAGUCACUGGUGACCAUAUUCCUACUCCACAGGAUCUCCCGCAGCGGAAACCUUCUCUUGUUGCUAGCAAGCUGGCUGGCUGACUAGAACAGCUGAACUGCAUGAAUAUUCUCAUUCCUGUUAUUUCUCCUUAAUAGUUAAUUCUCACCCUCACCUCCCCCCUCCUUCCUUUUUUCUUUUUUUUUCUUACACUAAGUCAUGAGACUGACAGCUUUGCAGGUAGCGAUAGCAUGUGCUGCUAUUGUAAGGGAGUACUGUUAAGAAGUAAAACGUGUAGUAUUUGGACUAGUUGAGAACAAUGCACUGAUUAAAAAGGACAAGUUUGGUUAGAGCAAUGUAAUCUACUUGAAAAUGUACAUAUUGCCCAUUUCCUAGUGUAGGACUGGUUCCAGCAAGUGACAUCGCAAGUUUUACAACUUUUAAUGUUUCUGCUUUUGUUAUUUCACCUUAAUUACAGCAUAUUUGUAUUUAAUAUAACCUCUAGUUGUGUUGKUUUUUUUUUUCUUCUGUGCUUGGRUUUGUUGUCUAAAAUAGAGGUUUAGACCACAAGUUGCUAGAAGGUGAAGCAUGUAUAAAAACAAAGACAGGGCUCUGAUUGAAUUUUGUUCCUGCUCUUGAACGGCCUUAAACCUGUUACAGCUUUAACAAUAGAGUUUUUACUUGGGCAAUAUUUGCCCAUUCUGGUGUAACUCUUGUGAAUCUAGUGCUUAUUGACAACUGCCUGUUGAAGCUGGUAUUCUCUUCAGUUCCGUAGCUUAGGAGACACUUUUGUUGAAGAUGUGAAUGAAGUGUGCAUGUGCAUAGACUGUUGAAUUCACUCUUGUGCCAUUUUUGUAAAUACAAUAGUUUUGCACAACCUUUUGAAACGUCAAUUAAUUUUACAUUUUAAAAAGCAGAUAAUGUGCCAAUCAAAGCACAAGGAAUUCUGUAUCUUUCAGAGUACCUGAAACUAAGAGCCCAGAAUCUUGCUACUGAAAGUAAAAUCUGUAAACCUGAAAUUUGUGAAACACAUUGACACUUGACUCGGCCCAUGUGCUUUUGCAGUUGUAUAUUUUGUUCAGUAACAGCCCACAUUCAAAUUUAAUUCAAAAUUUUUACCURUAUUUGAACACAGGUGUCCAUUCUGUUCAGUAUCUCUUAAAGCUUUUAUAGCUGAAAUGCAUAGUGUGAUGAUGGGAAAGGUGGUUAACUGGACUGUACUUGAGAGUUUCCUGUGUGGCAGACCCCAAAUUUAAUCUUGCUAAAGUUUGGUAUUCUGUUGUCUUUGACGCUUAGAUUUCUAGAAGUGAGCGUGUGUCCUCCCUUUAAUAUUUYUUUUUCUUGAACUCCUGAAGUGGUAGUAGUCUAACUCCUUGUCUCUUUGUWAUACAACAGCUGCUUACUGGUUUUGGGUGACAUAAAAAAAUGGAACUGGUAUUUAUAUAAUGACCUAUGGAGGAAUAGGCAGUUUUUUUCAUGUCAGUAAAUGGGAGCAAACUUCGGAUCAUCUGCAUGAUGCAGGUCAUAAGUACUAGAUUGCCAAAAUACAGUUGAUAUUAGACAGGUAACUUGAUGUGUUUAAGAGCACACUUGUUCGUGAAAUCAGAUAUAUUAAAAGUGAUCUCUAAUGUAAUUGAUUUUAAUAUAAAUAAUCAUAGCCUUGAGGUUUUCUGGGAGCAUAAGCUCUUUAAAGAAGAUCAACUACUGAAUCCUUUUUUAUUUUUUUCUUUAAAGGAAAUAUCCUGAUACAGUUUCUAUUAAAAAAAAAAAAAUACAGGCAUUAUAAGAGAAUGUUUUUAAUGAGGGGUACAUGUUUUUCAAAUGAUGUGUUCUUUUGACAUAUUCAGAAAGGUCUUGCAGGAUAAAUAUUUGCUAGCCACGGGCAAUGCAGGCCCAUAUUUUCUGCAGUGCUCUCUUCUAAAGGCAAACUUAAGCAUCAGAAAAAGAUCAGGAAAAUGAAUAAUACUAAUUUGGUCUCAGUUUGAUCAGAGCAUGAGCAAAGUCUAYCAGUGUCUACAGAACCUCUAUAUUCUUCUCAAUUCAGAGAAUUCCAAAUUGUUAACCUUAUCUUUAGUCUUUUACUUGGUAUAGUAAUAAUGGGCAGGCUUGAGAAAACCCCUCCCGUUCCUCCUCAUUUUCUGCCCCCUCCCCUUAGCAUUUUAAUGAAUUUGUGAUUUUUUUCACAGGAACGGGCUGAAGAAACAGACUUACUUGGUUUMUUUAGGUAAGAAGUUAGGCUGGAAAAGCAAUUUAGUAAGUUAAAUGUAAACCAGAAUAGCAAGGAAAGUGACUUUAUUGAAGUAAACUGCUUUUUAUAGAUGUUUGUCCUAAUGUGAAAAUCCCUCUUUAUUUUUGUAUGUAUAAAUGAAAACUGAAACGUAAUUAUAGGACUGGGAUUGAAACAAAUUUUGAACAAUUGAAGAUGACUUGCUGUGUGUUGUCUGGUGCCACUAUCCUGUAGUUCACAUAGGCUAAGUUUCCUUGAUGUUUAGGAAGGUUUAAAAAUAGCCAUUCAAAUUUAAACAUUCCAUGUGUUCUCCUACACCUCCGCUUGUCCUGCUGCUGGGACAACACGGGCUCUUUGGAUACUCACGCAGUGGCUGCAGUUCUUAAGGCUACUACAGGUUCAGCCACAAGUAUCUUAUCCAUGUGAAGUGCAUCUUUGGAGUACUGUAUUACCAACUGGGUCAGUGACUGGUUAUGAGCCUUCACAUCUGACAGACCUCAACAGCAGGCAYAGCUAUUUUAACACUAUAUACUGUUGAAAACUUAAGUCCAAUAAUCACUUAACAGUAAAUCAAACUUGACUGCAAAAUGAAGCUUACUUUCAGCUUACUCCAGCAAGAUAACUCAGCUAUCCAAACUUAUGUACAUAAUGUAUUAUAUGAGUUUUACCAUUUGAUAAUGACCUUUUUCAAAGAAAACCUGUCCACACUGUAGUCUGGCAGUCCCUUUCAUUACUUGCCUUUAAAGAGAGUGUUUAGU